Talaromyces rugulosus is the source of this 3771-nucleotide messenger RNA. RefSeq lists its product as uncharacterized. NCBI's taxonomy places the organism in Eukaryota, Fungi, Ascomycota, Eurotiomycetes, Eurotiales, Trichocomaceae. The record is from RefSeq and is a predicted model, not a curated record. Bases 1 to 3771 code for a protein of 1256 amino acids. The transcript has 3 exons.
AUGGCUGCGUCCAGAGGGCUCAUGACGCCCGUCAACGAGACCGAACACUCGGUCAGCCGCAUCAGUCGCGAGGGCAAGAAGAUCACCUACAACUUGAAGGUCAUCCAACAACCCGAGCGAGCUCGUGCUUGCGGUGCCGGAGCAAAGUCCUCCGCCGACCGUCGUCCCGUCGAUCCUCCACCGGUCGUGGAGCUACGCGUUUUCGAAGCCGACCCGGAAAAUGACAUGAACCAGAUCGACAUUACUUUCGCUUACAACGCCAACUUCUUUUUGUUCGCAACUCUCGACAAUGCCCGUCCCAUCGCCCAUGGCCGCGUCGACGGCCAGCCUCCUACCUGCCCCGUCCUGACCGGUGUCCCUGUCGCCGGCAUUGCCUAUCUGGAUCGCCCUUCCCAGGCUGGCUACUUCAUCUUCCCGGAUCUGUCUGUUCGCCAUGAAGGAUUCUAUCGCCUCAACUUCAACCUGUACGAAGAAGUCAAGGAUGGAAAGGAUCUGGAUAAGGACACGCCCAUGCCGUCGCGCGAGAGCCUCGCCCCAUCGAGCAAACCUACUGCUCCCAAGACCUUCCUGAACUUUAGACUCGAGGUCAAGUCGACCCCUUUCCAGGUUUACAGUGCGAAGAAGUUUCCCGGUCUUGCUACCAGUACCGCGCUCAGCCGCGUUGUCGCCGAACAGGGCUGCCGUGUGCGUAUUCGACGUGAUGUGCGCAUGAGACGCCGUGGCGAAAAGAGUGGCAAGGACUAUGGGGAGUUUGAAGACGACCGUUACACCCGGUCUCCACGAUACACCACCCCUAGUCCGAUUGAACGUCCGCGCUCGACGAGCAACAGCACGGUCGAAACCGCGUACCCUUAUGCAGCCCAACCACAGCGACGCGAUUCCAUCCCAGACUUUCACGCUUCCCAGGCUCUCCCACCACCACCACCGCCUCAUUCGACCUUCCAGCAUCCUGUUGGCCCUCCGCCUCCUCCUGCUCCAUCUGCAAAUGCUCCUGGCUACCUGUCUUUUGGGUCCGCUCCGUCUUACCAGACACCUCAACUGCCCGCUACUCCAGGUGGUCCUCCUACGCCUGUGUUUGCUCAUUCUACGCCGCCACACUCACGGCAUUCAUCCAACACGUCCGAACGAGAGACGAUUUCCCAGCCAUAUCCCUCUCGCUCUCAUCUGCCUCCGAUCUUGAACCCGAAACCAGUGGAUCCUCCUGCUUUUGGAGACCACAUGGCCGACCGAAUAACAUAUCAGCCGUCGCAGCCAACGGCUCGUCCUCGCACGCCGUCGCUUAUGCUGCCGCCGAUCAGCUCGCUGGGUCAGUUUUCGUCUCCUGCUAUGCAUGAGAGUGCUCAACGGAAACCGCCAUUCUACCCGAUCGAGACGUCUUUGUCGAAACGGUCGCACGACGAUUCUUUUGGCCGUGGCGAACAUCUUGCACACAAGAGCAUCCGCUCUGAAAAUGAACAUGCUGUCUAUGCAGGGAAACGCGAUACCUUGGAAGCUGCCCCACGCUGGGAGGGCUCGUCAAUGGAAUAUCGACGUGCGAACGGAACUAUGACUACCAAGAAAUCGUACUACAUCGACGUCGAAGUCGAGUUUGAUUCACUACAAACAGAUCCGCUGCUGCAGCGAUCGCUUCUUUACUCAGACCCAAACACGGACACGGAAAUUUACCAGGACAACUUUGACGAAGACGACAUUUCCAGAAUUCGCACGAGUUUAGACGAAGAAGAAACAACAGGCAUGAGCGUCGACCGACACAACAACAACAAAAACAGCAACAGCAACAACAAACGCAAACUCUCGCUCAUCGAGCUGUCCUCCUCCGACGCAGCGUAUUUGUCGUCGUCAGACACGUCUGGCCGGUUCGACGAUGCGAAUGAGUCUGACGCUGGCAUUGCCGAUCUAAGCGAUCCUCUUUCAACAAGCAAAAUGGUAGCUGUCACGCCAGUUGCUCUUGCAGACGAUGAAGAAAAACUCGAAACGCGCUCCGUCCACUCUGCCAAACGCGGACGCUCGAAUAACUGGCCCUUGCAAAACGAAAUUGCAUACGACGAGAACGGAAUGCGCAUUGAGCGGGCAGCCGCAAAGCAUGUCCCACCACCAGUAGGAAAAACAAGUACAGAAGUACGCCAGUCACGGUUCAUCGAGGGUAGUAUGAACGACCGCAUCAGCCAGAAACCGCCGAGUAUUUUCUUUCAAGACGAGCUGCUGCCACAAACAGCACAAAUCGAAGACGACAGCAACAACAACAACAAAAAACAUGUCGAAAAGAGAUCGUCGGGUAUUUUCCGUUUUGGGAAAGCCAUUGCAUCCGCGUUUCACCCGUUUGGCGCUUGGAAUGGUAGCAACAACAGCAGCAACAACAAUGCUAGCAGUAACACAAAUGCAGGAAAAUCGCAAAAAGAUGUAAUGAAGCAGCGCCAAGUACGCGCCGAAAAGGCCUACGCCGAGCUCAAAAAGUCUGGCUUCAAGGGUACUUCUUCUUCUUCUUCUGCUGCUGCUGCUGCAGGAAACCACAAAGUCGAUGCCAACAUUGCCGACCAAACAUGGAAAGCAAUCCAAGACAAAAUGGACUACAAAUUGGUACCUAGCGGCGGCGAAAAAAGCAGUCGCAUCUCACAAGACGACACGCUUAUCGCAGAACCACUCAAAAGCGUGUCCAAACUAAAAUCCUUUUCUGAGCUGCGCAAACGUACAUCAACACUGAGUAUUCCGGCGGCGAUGCGUGUUGUUCGCGACGUUUCGUCACCGGUUAAUCUACAGGUGUCGGAGGAGCAUGAUGGCACAGAGCAACAUCGGAUUGAGCGUCGCCAAUCGCGCAAAGAGUUGAAUCGGCAGGCAAAACUGUUGAAGAGGGUGAGCAAUCUCGAAGACAAACUGCUGCGGGCACGACGCGAGUUGCGCGAGUUUUCUGUCCUGGAACAACAGCAGCAGCAGCAGCAGCAACAACAACAAGUUGUAGUGCCGACUAUCUGUGUGGACGAUUGUGUGGACGACUGCGUGGAUAUUGUCAAACACAGGCAGACGCUUCCGACAGUUCCUUCAGAGAGAGUGCUUGAGGAGCAGGGCAUGCUACUUUGCGAGGCAGAGUCGGUGGCCCCAGCACAGCAAAAAGCCAAAUGGCCUCCUGUCGACAGUCUCUCGCGCAAACGCAAACCCAACAUUGGCAAUACUGAACUCGUGCCUGCCGCAGAACUUACUGACCAAGACGUGGAAAUGGAAAUGGAAGACUUUGAUGCCGACUGCGGAAAACCCAGUAGCAAUAAUAUCACCACCACCACCACCACAACAACAACAAUUACAACACCCAAAAAGUCCAAGACCAAAACCAAGUCUGAAAGCAAGGACAAAACCCCAAACAAACUCAAAUCAAACCGUGACAAGCGCGCUUCCAGUCUGACGACCAAGGCUAGUCAGAGAUUGAAAGCGAAGCAGUCCUCGCGGAAUCUACGUCAGACCAGCACUACACCGAAUCACGACGCUGGUGAUGGUGAAGGGUACAGGCCGCUGCAGCAGUUGCAGCAGCAACAAGACGGAAAUAAUAAUGCAUCUCGCUCUCCUGCCUCUGUUUCUGCUACUGCUACUGCUGCUACAACAACCGGAGAAUGGAUGUACGAAGGCGCUGAAAACAUCCCUCCAGUCCCUCCAGUCCCCAAGGAGCUCUUGCAAUCUGCUAAUGCCAACAGCAAAGAAGCAAAUAAGGGCGGUAUCAAAACAGGCAAAGACUCAAAACGGAUUCCGUCGCGCGAGUUUGCAUGGCCAGAGGAUAUUUUCUGA